AUGUUCGCCCGAUCUGCAUUCCGCGCUGCUCAGCCUUUGAGGUCUGUUCGUCGAUAUGCCACCGAGGCUGGAGGUGCUGGAGGAUCCAAUGCUCUCCUCUACGCCGCUGGAGCUGCUGCCUUCGGAGGUGCUGGUUACUGGUACUUCAGCAAGGGCGGAGCUCCCUCUGCUGCGGCGGAUGUGAAGCAGGCCGUUGGUGUUGAGCCCAAGAAGGCCUUCACCGGUGGCGACCAGGGUUUCGUUUCCCUCAAGCUUUCAGAUGUUGAGCUUGUCAACCACAACACCAAGCGUCUACGCUUUGAGCUUCCUGAGCCCGAUCAAGUCUCUGGUCUGCACGUUGCCAGCGCCAUUCUUACAAAGUACAAGGGUCCCAACGACGAGAAGGCUACUCUCCGACCCUACACUCCUAUCAGUGAUGAGAGCGAGAAGGGUUUCAUCGACUUGCUCGUUAAGAAGUACCCCGACGGUCCUAUGAGCACACAUCUUCACAACCUUGUUCCCGGCCAACGCCUCGACAUCAAGGGUCCUCUGCCUAAGUACCCCUGGGAGGAGAACAAGCACGAGCACAUUGCCCUCAUUGCCGGUGGUACUGGCAUCACCCCGAUGUAUCAGCUCGCUCGCGCUAUUUUCAACAACCCCAACGACAAGACCAAGGUCACACUUGUCUUUGGCAACGUCUCCGAGCAGGACAUUCUUCUGAAGAAGGAAUUUGAACACCUCGAGAACACAUUUCCCCAGCGUUUCCGUGCUUUUUAUGUCCUCGACAACCCUCCCAAGGAGUGGGUCGGCAACAGCGGCUACAUCUCCAAGGAGCUCCUCAAGACUGUUCUCCCUGAGCCCAAGAACGAGAACAUCAAGCUGUUUGUCUGCGGCCCUCCCGGCCUCAUGAACGCCAUCUCCGGAAACAAGGUCAGCCCCAAGAACCAGGGUGAGCUGACCGGUGCCCUUAAGGAGCUUGGCUACAAGGAGGACCAAGUGUACAAGUUCUAA
Fusarium proliferatum ET1 is the source of this 990-nucleotide messenger RNA. Its product is annotated as putative cytochrome-b5 reductase, mitochondrial outer membrane form. NCBI's taxonomy places the organism in Eukaryota, Fungi, Ascomycota, Sordariomycetes, Hypocreales, Nectriaceae. The transcript has 3 exons. Gene Ontology annotation, biological process: ergosterol biosynthetic process. Bases 1 to 990 code for a protein of 329 amino acids. The record is from RefSeq and is a predicted model, not a curated record. Gene Ontology annotation, molecular function: cytochrome-b5 reductase activity, acting on NAD(P)H.